CAGCGUUGAGUGUUUAUCAGCCAGUCUUGGUCAAGCGACCGCACAACUUAGAAGUGCUCUAUUAAAGAUGUUAAAGCUAAGUGUAAUUUUACUUUGUGGUUUGUUUUAUGUUGACGCCGGAAUGAGUCGCAAUCAAACAAACUCUGACUCUCCAGAAGUGACAACUCCCCUCGGGAAAGUCAAAGGGUCCCUUAUGACAACGCGAUUGGGCAAAACUAUAUACGCAUUUCGCGGGAUUAGAUACGGCGAGCCUCCUGUUGGUCAGCAGCGUUUUAAACAAGCUGAACCAGUGGAACCCUGGGAAGGCACCUUUGAUGCUUCAAAAGAAGGCCCUUCAUGCGGGUGGCUGGAAUCUAAGCUCCAAUCGGAAGAUUGUCUUCGUUUGAACGUCUACACUACGAAGCUUGCAGAACCAGGCAGUGCUCCCCGUCCAGUAGUAGUCUUUUUCCACCCGGGCGGAUUUUGGUCCCGUUCCGGACAAAGUUACAUCUACGGCCCGGAAUAUCUUUUGGACGAAGACAUCAUUCUAGUGACCUGCAACUACAGAAUUGGAGCGUUAGGAUUCUUCAGUACCGGCGAUAGCCUAGCUCCUGGAAAUCUAGGCCUAAAGGACCAAGUGGAGGUGCUUCGAUUCAUUCAGAAGAACAUCAGAAGUUUCAAUGGCGACCCAAACAGCGUCACUAUCACGGGCCAGAGUGCAGGAGGCUGGAGUGUCUCUCUUCACCUGGUCUCCCCGAUGUCCAAAGGACUCUUCCACCGAGCUAUAGUCCAGUCUGGAGCAGCUACCUACCAGAAUCCGUUCCCACCUCACCAGAAAGACCUGGCCAAGAAAUUAGCUCGGUUGUUGGAUUGUCCUACAGAUACAACUGGGUCUAUGUUGGUUUGUCUGAACACUAAGCCCUUUGAGGACAUUGUUGCUACUCUUACGAAGUUUUGGGAGUGGCACGGAGAUCCUAUUCUAAUUUGGACGCCGGUUAUAGAGCCAGAUUUACCAGGAGUUGAACGGUUUCUUGUUGAGCAACCAGUUGAUUCUAUAAAGCAUGGAAGAUUUGAACAAGUUCCUGUUAUUGGCGGGAUUGUUAAGGAUGAAUUCGCUGGAGUUGUUGUUGGAGUUGUUGAAGCAGCACGAAAAGGUGACAAUUCUGUGUUUGACGACAUUAAUGCAAACUUCACCAAAAUUGCGCCUAUAAGCUACUUGUACGAGCGAGGAACGAAUAGAUCCUUGGAAAUUAGUGAAGAUCUAAGGAAGUUCUACUUCAAAGGACAACCUGUUGGAAAAGAUAACUACGAAGGCCUUGGAGAGUUAUACGCAGACGGUGUAACUAUCUUCGGCGUACAUCGAUUUAUUAACCUGCUUGGUAAACACUCGAGCAAACCUGUUUAUUACUACAAUUUCGCUUAUCAAGGCCGAUACAGCCACGUUUAUUGGUCCGAAAAGAAAUCAUUUGGAGUCGUUCAUGAAGACGACUUGCUUUACCUGUUCAGAAAAGAGGAAUUUCCCGCUAUUGGAGGAAAUGAUUCCGAAGUUUUGACUCUGAGGCGCAUGACGUCAAUUUGGGGAAACUUUGCACGGACUGGUGAACCAAUUCCUGUGAAUAAUCCUGAUUUUUCUGACUUUGUUUGGACUCCCUUCACCCGGGACAAUCCAGCGUAUCUUGAAAUCACGGAUACUCUUAAAAUCAAGAAGAAUUUAUACAUUGAUAGGAUGAACGAGUGGGAUAAACUAUUUCCUAUUGAAUAUUGAAUAUUAAGAUAUUCCAGUAUUUUUUGAACAUUACAUUCCAUUUAUAUUCCUUGUAUUAUAACCAAAUCAAAAUAAAUUUAUAAACUUA
This is a messenger RNA of Cotesia glomerata, 1832 nucleotides long. Its product is annotated as esterase FE4-like. The transcript is spliced from 6 exons. The record is from RefSeq and is a predicted model, not a curated record. NCBI's taxonomy places the organism in Eukaryota, Metazoa, Arthropoda, Insecta, Hymenoptera, Braconidae. The coding region runs from base 68 to 1744 and encodes 558 amino acids.